Polypterus senegalus (gray bichir) is the source of this 1485-nucleotide messenger RNA. Its product is annotated as protein HEXIM1-like. Gene Ontology annotation, cellular component: cytoplasm; nucleus; nucleoplasm. The record is from RefSeq and is a predicted model, not a curated record. Gene Ontology annotation, biological process: negative regulation of transcription by RNA polymerase II; negative regulation of cyclin-dependent protein serine/threonine kinase activity. The transcript is spliced from 2 exons. The coding region runs from base 346 to 1215 and encodes 289 amino acids. Lineage: Eukaryota; Metazoa; Chordata; Cladistia; Polypteriformes; Polypteridae. Gene Ontology annotation, molecular function: cyclin-dependent protein serine/threonine kinase inhibitor activity; 7SK snRNA binding.
CCUUUGUCUCGACUGGUCUAAUUCGACACCGCCCCGCCCAGGAUGCGUGUCGCUCCAAAAGGUCCCACAUGCGUUGGCUCCUCGUAACGGCCGUCCGGGCGGUGCCACAGGUGCACACGACAGCCCGAAGUCACCGCCAGACGCCGCGCUCGUUCAAGGCGAAGAGCUCGGCCUUGUUUGUUUACAUGACGGAUUACAGACCCCAAAUCCUUCCGCCGCUCGGUCAGCCCGCAGGACGCGUCACCAAUAUCCCUCCGCGCAUUUUAGCUGAACGUUGCGCAGCAGCAGCAGCAGAACUCGGCUCACCCUCAUGAGAGCGGCGCGGAUCUGUCAUUAAGGGUCAAGAUGGUCGACGUGCUGACGGCGGCGAGUCCGUCCUUCUGCUUGGCCGAGCCAGCUGGGGAGCACGCGUCAGAAAGUCUGGUUGAAGAGCCCCCUGCGGCGGGUGCUGUGCCCCAUGACUGCUCAGCUGACCACCACAGCGGGAUGGCGCAGCAGCAGCCGCUCCCUCCAGAGUCGCACGCCAACCGCAAGAAGCACCGGCGCCGGCCCUCCAAGAAGAAGCGGCGCUGGAAGCCAUACUUCAAACUGUCCUGGGAAGAGAAGAAGGAGCUGGACGAGCGGGAGACGGCCAGGGCAUCGCGACUGCAGGAGGCGAUGUUUGCCAAGGGUCAGCCGGUGGCCCCCUACAACACCACGCAGUUCCUGAUGGAGGAGCACGACGGUAAGGAGCCCGACCUGAAGCCCGAGCUGUGCGCGCGCCGGCCGGCUUGGGCAAGUCGCUCGGAGGACACGGCCAGCGAAGAGGAGCUCCUCGAACCCGAGGAGGAGGAGGACAGCGGUGGCAGCGACGGCGUGGGGCAGGCGAGCAGCGAGUUUCUGCAGCGGGACUUUUCAGAGACGUACGCCCGCUACCACGCCGAGAGCCUGCAGAACAUGAGCAAGCAGGAGCUGGUCCAGGAGUACUUGGAGCUGGAGAAGUGCCUGUCCCGCCUGGAGGAGGAGAACAACCGGCUCAGGGACCGCGUGGGCACCAGUGCCAGUGCGGACAGCGCCGUGCCACCGUCGCCCCCCGCCUCGGGCCUGCUGACACGGGAGCUGGAGGCCGAGCUGGAGAAGCUGCGGGCGCAGAACCGAGAGCUGCUGCGGGAGAACGAGCUGCUGAGGCAGGGAAGGGCAGACCCCAAAGCCCCCAAAGCCCCCGCCGGACAGUGAAGGCGAAGCACGGGACUCUGGGAAGGCGGCCGCUCCACGCGCUGCGCGGGACUCGUUAAGAGCGGUGGCAGAGCCGCACAGUCCAGCCGCCAUUUCUCCUUUCACCUGGGACUGUUUGCAGAUAGAGGGGCCGGCGUGCCCGAGCUGCUGCCACUCGCUGCGGGGUCUUCUUGGCCUUCUUUUCUUUUCUUUUCUUUCUUUUCUUUUCUUUCUUUUCUUUUUUAACCUGCUGGCUCCUACUGCACAGAAUAAAAUGUUUCUUCUGUCCAA